This is a messenger RNA of Staurois parvus, 979 nucleotides long. NCBI's taxonomy places the organism in Eukaryota, Metazoa, Chordata, Amphibia, Anura, Ranidae. The record is from the annotation of a GenBank genome assembly.
AUGAACUCCUCUCAGGGCACGGUUGGCAGUGACCCCGUCAUCCUUGCCACGGCCGGAUAUGACCACACUGUACGAUUUUGGCAAGCCCACAGUGGCAUCUGUACCCGCACGGUACAGCAUCAAGACUCUCAGGUGAAUGCCUUGGAGGUGACCCCAGACCGGAGCAUGAUAGCAGCUGCAGGUUAUCAGCAUAUCCGCAUGUAUGAUCUCAACUCCAACAACCCAAACCCUGUUAUCAACUAUGACGGCGUCAGCAAGAACAUCACAUCGGUGGGUUUUCAUGAGGAUGGACGCUGGAUGUAUACAGGAGGAGAGGACUGCAUGGCCAGGAUCUGGGACCUGAGGUCCCGCAACCUUCAGUGCCAGCGAAUAUUCCAGGUGAAUGCUCCGAUCAACUGCGUUUUUCUCCAUCCCAAUCAGGCUGAACUCAUCGUUGGAGAUCAGAGCGGUGCCAUCCACAUCUGGGACUUAAAAACAGACCAGAACGAGCAGCUAAUACCUGAGGCCGAGGCAGCUGUCAACGCUGUCCAUAUCGACCCCGAUGCCAGUUACAUGGCUGCCGUCAACGGCUCAGGAAACUGCUUUGUUUGGAACUUGACAGGAGGCCUCGGAGAAGACCUGACACAACUUAUCCCUAAAACCAAAAUUCCGUCUCACAAGCGUUGUGCGCUGCGAUGUAAAUUCAGCCCUGACUCCACACUCCUGGCCACAUGCUCAGCUGAUCAGACCUGCAAGAUCUGGAGGACCUCCAACUUCUCACUGAUGACAGAGCUGAGUAUAAAGAGUAACAACCCCGGAGAGACAUCAAGAGGCUGGAUGUGGGACUGUGCCUUUUCCGGGGACUCGCAGUACAUUGUUACAGCAUCAUCAGAUAACCUGGCUCGGCUGUGGUGCGUAGAGACCGGCGAGAUCAAGAGAGAAUACAGCGGGCACAGAAAGCGUGGUCUGUCUAGCAUUUAAUGACAGCGUGUUGGGCUGA